Molecule: messenger RNA, 717 nt
Organism: Gossypium arboreum
Lineage: Eukaryota; Viridiplantae; Streptophyta; Magnoliopsida; Malvales; Malvaceae
Exons: 3
Coding region: 1-717 (238 amino acids)
Source: RefSeq, a predicted model, not a curated record
AUGUCAAGUUUUUCCCAAUCAAGUGUUUCUUCCCAAAAUUCUCGAGGAACCAAAAGGAAAUGGGUUCCAGAAGAAGAUGUUGUGUUGGUUGCUUGUAUGGUCGACUUGCACAAUGCCGGAACCUUUAAUACGGAUACAGGAUUCAAAGCCGGCUAUUUAAAUGAGUUAGAAAAAAUGUUAGAAAAAGUUUUACCCAAUGCCAUGUUGAAGGCUAAACCUAAUCUUGAAUCGAGGAUUAGGACGUUAAAAAGGGAAUGGUCAAUCGUUUAUGACAUGCUUAGUGGAAAAAACAAUAGCGGCUUUGGUUGGGAUGAGCAUAGGCAGCAUGUUGUUGCUGAAGAUACGAGUCAUAAAGAAGCAGCUCAAUUCAGACAUCGGAGUUGCCCUUAUUAUGACCAACUUACUGCCAUCUACUCAAAAGAUCGAGCCACUGGAAAAGAUGCUCAAAUAGCUGCUGAUAUUAUUGAAGAAAUAAAUGCUGAGGAUGAAACUGCUACAAAUACUCUUGAAGAAAGAAACGAUUUCCAUGGAUCCGAAACUGAUGUUUCUUUGGAUGACAUGGAUCUUUCAGCUACACAACUGCAACCAGAACUGCAACCAGCUAAAAACCAAGGUUUAACUGAGGAUGAACACUAUCGAGCAUUGAGCAAAAUUCCAGAUCAUCCAACGCAAAUGCUCAUUUUCUUUAGUUUACCUUCUGCUGUGCGAUUGGAAUAG